This is a messenger RNA of Linum trigynum, 1865 nucleotides long. Lineage: Eukaryota; Viridiplantae; Streptophyta; Magnoliopsida; Malpighiales; Linaceae. The record is from the annotation of a GenBank genome assembly.
CCAAUGGGUUGUUACUUGUUAGGUUCAAUGCGGGUAACCAAGGUAUAACCUAAAUAUUGGGUUCUCCGUAACCGGAAAACCACAUCAAUAUGUUGCGGUGACAACUGACUGCUGAUACGGGGCAAAUUCGGGGUCAGAAUAGCCAACCAAUUUGGUUUGGGUAACCGACCAAUUUGGUUCGAUUCACACAAACCGAACCGAACUCCACCCAUUCACAAUUUCAGUGGUUGGAUUGGUAUAUCGACUUACAUCGAUUAUCUAUCUAUCAAACAAGAGUUUAUAUAUCAUUUCAAUUUUAUACCAUCAUCAUGAUCUUCAAUCAAUCAUGAAUCCAUAAACCCUUUGUCGUCGUCUAUCAUGUUUGUCACCUUCCCAUGACAUUAGUUGUCAUUUUGAAUAUAUCCUACAUAUAAAACAUGUCUACAUUACAAUCUUCACCAUAGGAUCCCAUGUGAUGCUUUCGUCUCAUGUUCUAUCUCUUAGCACAAUCAUUGACUAUACUAAUGGGAAUUUAUGAAUGUGUGGAUGCGCAGCUACCUAAACACAGGAGACCCAAGAGGAACGGACUGGCUGCCGGCAGAAUGCGACGUCUCCAUUCGAACAGGCUGGUUCUGGCACAAGUCACAAUCCCCCAAGAAGCUCAGCGACCUGCUCGAGAUCUACUACAACUCCGUCGGCCGGAACUGCCUCCUGCUCCUCAACGUGCCCCCGAACACCACGGGGCUCAUCUCCGACUCCGACGUCAGGAGACUCCGAGAGCUCCGAACCGCGAUCGACACCAUCUUCACCACCAACUUGGCUACGGAGUGCCCUGCGAAAGCUAGCAGCGUAAGGGGAGGGAAAGGCGGCGGGUUUGGGCCUGAAAAUGUGUUGGACAAGGACCAUCUGUGGACGUAUUGGGCCCCCAGCGAUAGGGAAUUGGGUCGUGGGCAUUACUGGAUCGAGAUCAACUGUGGUGGGCCGGUGAAGUUUAACGUGGUGAGAGUUCAGGAGGCGAUCGGUUUGGGGCAGAGGAUAAAACGACAUGAGAUUUAUGUGGACGGAGAGAAGAUUGCGAAUGGAACGACGGUCGGGUACAAGAGGCUUCACAGGCUUGAGAAGGGCGUGGUCGGAGGGCGGCGCGUGAGGGUUAAGGUGUUGGAAUCUAGGGGCGUGCCUUUGGUGUCUUCUUUUGGCCUCCACUAUGACCCUUAUUGGCAUUCCACGUGGCAAUGACUUUGGGGUUGUUUAGGUUGGAAUUUGGUAAGGGUUUAUUGUGUGGAUGAUUGGAUAUGUUUUAAGAGGUCACUUGCAAGGUGUAAAAUAGGUUUGAUUAAUGAUGGCCUAAUGUGGUUCUGAAUUGUGGAAUUGGUGGAGGAUUAUAAUUAAUUAAAUGCAUCGGAUCGGAUGGAUAAUAUUAUUUAGUACAACUCAUUAAUGAUGUCGAAUAUAAUAUAGCACAAUAUUGGAUGAGUAUUAUCCAAAUGCCUCGAGCUAUCGUCAAAAGAGGCGGAGCUAUUAUGUUCAGAUUUCCUUUUGGGACGCGCUUGGGUAUAUCGCUUCAACCUAAAAUGCAUGUUCUGUUCUCGGUCCGUCUUUUUAAAUUACAUGUAAUUUUACUUAAUUUCGACUUCGUAAUAAGAUAUGGAUUCAAAGUUCCCUAGAUCCACCACCACUUCGAUGCCUUUUGAAAUAUACCCAUGGAUUUGAGGUAAUAUUUAUACUCAUUCAAAUAUUACAAUUUGGCAUCUACAUAUAAUAGUUUAUACCAUUUACCUCUUGAACAAAAUUUUUUAAUUUUUGCAGACAAGUGCCAAAAAAAUCAAGGAAAGUUACAAUAUGGUACCUAAUUUUUAGAUACAGCUUAAUACAUAAAAUUUUAGAAU